AUGCAGGGGUGGGAGGAAGCCCGCCCCCAUGGAUCAGCAUCAACAUGCACCCUGGAAAUAAACCCGGCCGCUCUCGUGACAGGGCGGGGCACGGCAGCCAUUCCUGCCCUCCUCACCCACCCCUUGUGCCUUGCCAUGCCCACCCCACAAGCAAGCUGUCCCCCGCUCCACCAACCCCGCUCCCGCCUGCGCCUCAGAACCUCUUUCCCCUCCCCACUCAGAUCAUGA
Messenger RNA from Auxenochlorella protothecoides, 228 nucleotides. RefSeq lists its product as hypothetical. The transcript has a single exon. Lineage: Eukaryota; Viridiplantae; Chlorophyta; Trebouxiophyceae; Chlorellales; Chlorellaceae. Bases 1 to 228 code for a protein of 75 amino acids. The record is from RefSeq and is a predicted model, not a curated record.